AUGAGCGCUGGGGAGCUUGCGGAGAACGCGUGCUUUCCAAAGUACAACAUCCCGAUCGCAAGCAUGGAGAGUCCUCACGAGCAUCAGCAGAGCCUUUUGCUCUCCCGUAUCAUCGUCAAUGUUGAAAAGUUGAACGAGGCCGUUAUGAUGUUGAACAAGAAUCUGCAAGAGAUCAACAUCGCCAACAUGGAUACGGAACUUGUAGCGCAGAUGUUCAAGAACUAUCAGUCCAACGUCCUCUUCCAUCUUGAAGCCACAAACGGUUUGAAGGAUCCUGCAUAAUAACGGUCGGUCUUGUUGUGAUAUAUAGGUAGAGGAUUGGGAGAAUGCUGGCUGCAAGUUAGACGAAGCAAGGUCCUUGAAUGAUAUUAGGUGGAAGGCGACAAGUCUGAUGUCUCCCUUUUACGAUACCCCAGAG
Messenger RNA from Dothidotthia symphoricarpi CBS 119687, 418 nucleotides. RefSeq lists its product as uncharacterized. Lineage: Eukaryota; Fungi; Ascomycota; Dothideomycetes; Pleosporales; Dothidotthiaceae. Gene Ontology annotation, biological process: attachment of spindle microtubules to kinetochore. The record is from RefSeq and is a predicted model, not a curated record. The transcript is spliced from 5 exons. Gene Ontology annotation, cellular component: mitotic spindle; DASH complex. The coding region runs from base 1 to 282 and encodes 93 amino acids.